Lethenteron reissneri (Far Eastern brook lamprey) is the source of this 4096-nucleotide messenger RNA. RefSeq names its product hydroxyacyl-CoA dehydrogenase (gene HADH). NCBI's taxonomy places the organism in Eukaryota, Metazoa, Chordata, Hyperoartia, Petromyzontiformes, Petromyzontidae. Gene Ontology annotation, cellular component: mitochondrion. Gene Ontology annotation, molecular function: (3S)-3-hydroxyacyl-CoA dehydrogenase (NAD+) activity; NAD+ binding. The record is from RefSeq and is a predicted model, not a curated record. Gene Ontology annotation, biological process: fatty acid beta-oxidation.
AACUCGGGCAAAGUUGAAGCGGCCGCGCCACUCCACCACGAGCGGGGCGCUUGCAAGGACACACACACUCUCACCUCACCUAACCUUGUGUUCACACCACCCACAUUACCCUAAUUGAAUCUCAUCGUCGCCGUGCCCCGGACGACGCAAUGGCGUUCAUCGGCAGGCAGCUCGUGCGGACGAUGUCUUCGGGCGGCGCCGCGAAGAAGAUUAAAAUCGAGAGCCUCUCGGUCAUCGGCAGCGGGCAGAUGGGCGCUGGCAUCGCGCAGAUCGCCGCAACUACCGGCCACAAGGUGGUGAUAGUGGACCAGACUGAUGACAUUCUGCAGAAGGCCAUCAAGGGCAUUGAGUCCAGCCUGAAGCGGGUGGUGAAGAAGAAGUUUGGUGACAACACGGAGGCGGGAGCCAAGUUCGUGGCUGACACCAUGAGCAACAUCAGCACGAGCACCGACGCCGCCGCGGUGGUGCACAGCUGCGACCUGGUGCUGGAGGCCAUCGUAGAGAACCUCUCCGUCAAGCAGUCGCUCUUCUCUCAGCUGGACAAGUUCGCUCCAGAGAAAACUAUUUUUGCGAGCAACACAUCGUCGCUGCCCAUCACCGACAUCGCAAACUCCACCUCGCGUCAGGACCGCUUUGGGGGCCUGCACUUUUUCAACCCUGUGCCUGUGAUGAAGCUGGUGGAGGUCGUCGAGACACCCAUGACAAGCAAGGCAACAUUUGAAGCGCUGACCGACUUCACAAUUGCAUUGGGGAAAAAACCGGUGUCUUGCAAGGACACGCCGGGGUUCAUCGUGAAUCGCCUCUUGGUGCCGUACAUGAUGGAAGCCGUCCGUCUGCACGAGAGGGGACACGGCUCCAAGGAAGACAUUGACUUGGCCAUGAAGUUGGGUGCUGGUUACCCCAUGGGCCCCUUCGAGCUUCUGGACUAUGUGGGACUGGACACUGGAAAGUUCAUCAUUGAUGGCUGGCACCAGCUGGAGCCUCAGAAUCCACUCUUUGCUCCCAGCAAAAUGCUCAACAAGCUGGUGGAAGAAGGCAAGUUUGGACGCAAGAGUGGGGAGGGCUUCUACAAGUAUGCAUAAGCCUCGCAGUGAGCAAACGCAGCAGAUGGCGCUCAACUUGCCGAUGCAUAAGCACGUACGCACACGCAUCUCACCCACCUAGGGGAUGUCCAUGGCAGACAGCAUAGUAUUUCAAUGAAGAAAAGCGUGCACGUUAAUCCGAACCUCACAUGCGAUUUAUAAACAGGACCAAUUAAUCAGUUGGGUUGUGAAAUUUGCAAUUUUAGUGACCUUUGUCAGUAACACACAAAUGUAUUUUGGUGUCCUGUCUCCCGAAAACCAACUCCACUUCCUCAUACAUUUUCUGAGUUAAUGCUUCCUAAUUGGCUGAUGAGAAGUGUUUGCGCUGCAGGUCAAAUAAAAUGGUAAAAGUAAUGGCGAGUUUGUAAUAUGAUGCAGCAGCAAUCAUUUGAUCAUUCGGACGAUAAUAUAAUCAAAGAGUGCUCUUAAAAAAUCAGAUAAAAUGAGCACUGUUGCAGUCAAAACAUUUACGUGCAACAAUGGGAAUUUGCGGUCAAAGUGGCUUCAUGUCAGGACGCCUGUCCAGUCCACAACUUGCACAUGACACAUGGCGGCGUCUACCAGCCACACCCACAAUUGCCAUCCGUUUCCCUUUACCUGCCAUGCAGGGAGAUAGUAGAUGGGGUGUAUUGUUUAUUGUGAUUUGUUAACCAAUGCAUGGGCUAAAUAUAACAUUGUAUACAAGUCAUGUGGAUGUGUUAAGUUAUCAAACACACACCCACGUCAAGAUACCUCUCGUGAGAAAGUUUUAGAAAAGAGCCCUUGCUGUAUUUGAAUUACGCGAAGAAAUUAAUAAUCAGGUUUCUAGAUAAACAAAUCACAGCACGGGAGUAAGUGUAAAGCCCGGCAUAAAAGAGGAAAUACGAUUCCAGAAACGAUUCCAGACAAAACGUUUGCUCGCAAAUGCUGGGUGCCUCCACGUUUCCAGAAACACGGAAAUGUGUUUCCCAGAGUUGACCUGGGUUCUACUUUGAGAAAAACUUUCCGUUUGGCAAAUCGGUAGGAGAGGCAGAGCACACAUCAUCGAUCACGUGACGAGGUGCGUGCUGCUCGAAUCAGUUUCCCGACGUGUUUCUGGGAACGUGUUUCUGAGGGUUUCCUGCGACCGAGACCAUCACGAGCUGCUGACACAAAACCACCUUGACUUUUGCACAUAAACCCGCGUGCCUUGUGUCAUUUGUAUACCCGGAUAAGAACUAUGUGAGGAUGAAUAACUGAAUACUUUUGUAAGCUUUGAGGGGCUGGCCUGAGUUUGUAAUUCAUUUACAGGUGCUUUUUCUUACUUGCUGCAUGAGCCAUAUCUCUCUAUAACAUUUUCAAGGGUAUUGAUGCACAUUUGCGUUUAGUGUGGUGUAACACAGGCAAGCACAUUCAUGUAUCAGUCCACCCUGGCCAGGAUGAAUACGUGCUUAAUAACAAUCAUCGCAAAUGAUAAAUACAUUUUUAUAUUUUCGCUGGCUUUCAUGUUAAACUGAAAGUGUAUCAUGCUGUGCCUAACCGCUGCCUCGGAGCCAAAUUAGUAAAACCUGACUACGCGCGAAGCCGGUCUCGUGAAAUGUGUGUUGGUCAUCCAAUCCAGAUAAUUCACAUUCAUAAAUAAUGUGCCCGUUACAUUCACAUGCCAAAGCAUACAAAAUUACCACGAAGCCAUCUCACAUUUGAAUUGCAUUGUUUUUCCAUUUAUAUGAAGAUUGCAGUUAUGAAGGAUGAAAAUGCUUCUUGAAAGAUGCAUUGUGCUGCCAAACAUGGUUAUGUUUGUAACGUGACACAACUUAAACAAUGCAUUAUUUACAUGAGGAAAGGGUAGUUGACUCAAACUGUUAAGACUGAAAUGAAACGGUGCCUGUCAUGCCAAGUAUUAUUAUUUCGCACGUGCACAAAGAUUGUGCCAGCAGUUGUUACAGAGUUACCAAUUAGCCUCCCGUCAUGCCUGGGUGACUCUGCGUCUAUGGCCACUGUUUACACGCGCCAACAAGGGCCAUACGUUUUGAGUGCCAUCAGUCAUUAAUGUUAACAGACACACAAAAAUCUGGGAACCAGCUUGAAGAAACUUUGUCCUCCGAGGCCCAUAUAUACUUGUUAAACAAAGUGCAGGAUGAUGCACACUUUUGUAUGGUAAGACUGCACUGCUGUGAAGACUUGAAUGAGACAUUUGGUAACUUGGUGGAAGUGUGACCUACCAACUGAUUGGUGUAGCCGAGCAUCUGAAGAUUACUGUGAAGGAGCCAGAGCCGAUUGGUGCCGUGUGUAACUUGUGUGAACAAUCUUUAUUUGUCAAGACGUUCAAACACCAAAUAGAUACCUUUUUCAAGUAAUCAAGUUUGUAUUAACCACACGUCAUUGUGGUGAACGUGUAGACAAACAUGCUGUGAUAAUAGGAGCAUUGUCUUUGAGACUGAUUACCCUACACCAGAGACUGGCUUCUUUAUGGCCUAGUCUCACCACGUGUCAGACCAGAGAAAGCCAAAAGCAAAUAGUACAAAAAUUGACUGUUGAAAGAAUAUAUAUAGUGUGAGCAUGCUUGUUUGCAUGUUCACCACAAGUACGUGUGGUUGAUGCAGACUUUAUUCCUUGCAAGAAGUAUCUAUUUGGUAUGUGAACGUCUUAACGCCUGUUUUAUUGCCAACAUUAUCAGCCAUGGCCAAAUCCACUACUGAUGGCCUCAACUAAACCACUGACAUAUCCUUAUAUGGCCAAUAAAAUAUACACCACAGUUUAAAAUGGUUAUUAAAUCCAUGUCUCAUUUGUGACGAUAAACCUUUUAAAAACAACACCAAACUUGUAAGUCUCGGGCCAUGGACUAAGCAAAGAUUGGCAAAUGCUUUGUUGAUGAUCCUGAAGGUUGUAAACCGUUUGCUAUGUGGAGACAAUCUUGCAGUGGUGUUGGUGGACUGAACAAUUAUAAUUGUGGAGUGAGUGUCAUUGAAUAAAGAGGGAUAUGGAAAAUUAUACUUUCUGUAGAAUACUAGUGUUAUACAUAGUGGGAAACUUUGAAAUAAACUACAUUUUCUUGA